Messenger RNA from Corvus hawaiiensis (hawaiian crow), 10377 nucleotides. RefSeq names its product nuclear receptor subfamily 2 group C member 2 (gene NR2C2). Lineage: Eukaryota; Metazoa; Chordata; Aves; Passeriformes; Corvidae. The record is from RefSeq and is a predicted model, not a curated record. Gene Ontology annotation, biological process: positive regulation of transcription by RNA polymerase II; anatomical structure development; positive regulation of embryonic development. Gene Ontology annotation, molecular function: RNA polymerase II cis-regulatory region sequence-specific DNA binding; zinc ion binding; nuclear receptor activity. The transcript is spliced from 16 exons. The coding region runs from base 348 to 2138 and encodes 596 amino acids.
AACAGGUUCUCUAAUGGUCUUGUUUCACCAUGGCAACCAAUAUGGAGGUGCUGGCUCAGCAGGUAGUGGAGACUCAGCAGGUGGCUGAGCAUGGAAAAUGGCCUAGUGAGUGUCCUGGAAGUAACAUCUGUGGAAUAGUUUAAAAAAGCUUCCUAAGUUUCACAGUGAAAACCGACAAGAGAUUUUUCGCUCUAGUUUUCUGUACCAGGAAAUGCACCGUGGUAACAUAGUGUGAUGGUUGUAUCUUGCCACUGGAGAGAUCGCUCCAUCUCAAGAGUGUAUGAAGCUCUGUGAUUUCUUCCUGGCCGGUGCCGACUGUUCAGACUUCGCUAUCUGAAUCACCAGUGAUGACCAGCCCUUCCCAGCGUAUCCAGAUCAUUUCCACAGACUCCUCUGUAGCUUCACCACAACGCAUUCAGAUUGUGACAGAUCAGCAAACAGGUCAGAAAAUUCAAAUAGUGACAGCAGUGGAUUCAGCUGUGUCUCCAAAGCAACAGUUCAUUUUAGCUAGUCCAGAUGGAACUGGUGCAGGAAAGGUGAUCUUGGCAGCACCUGAGACAUCUAAUGCCAAACAGCUUAUCUUUGCCACCACAGACAACAUUGUGCCGGGCAGAAUUCAGAUAGUGACAGACUCCGCUUCAGUGGAACGUCUGCUAGGAAAAACUGAUGUUCAGCGGCCGCAGGUAGUAGAAUAUUGUGUAGUCUGUGGUGAUAAAGCAUCAGGUCGUCACUAUGGUGCUGUCAGUUGUGAGGGAUGCAAAGGUUUCUUUAAAAGGAGUGUAAGGAAGAAUUUGACCUACAGUUGUCGUAGCAACCAGGACUGUAUCAUCAAUAAACACCAUCGGAAUCGAUGCCAGUUUUGUAGGCUUAAGAAAUGUCUAGAGAUGGGCAUGAAAAUGGAAUCGGUUCAAAGUGAAAGAAAGCCUUUUGAUGUGCAGCGUGAAAAACCAACCAACUGUGCAGCUUCUACUGAAAAGAUCUAUAUAAGAAAAGAUCUUCGAAGCCCUCUAAUAGCAACUCCAACAUUUGUGGCAGAUAAAGAUGGGACACGGUCAGCUGGUCUUCUUGAUCCAGGAAUGCUUGUGAAUAUUCAGCAGCCUUUGAUCAGAGAUGAUGGUACAGUCCUCCUAGCUGCUGACUCCAAGGCUGAAACAAGCCAGGGUGCCUUAGGAACACUAGCAAAUGUUGUGACAUCUCUUGCUAAUCUCAGUGAGUCACUAAAUAAUGGAGAUACUUCUGAAGUUCAACAAGAAGAGCAAUCUGCAAGUGAGAUUACACGGGCAUUUGAUACUUUGGCUAAAGCACUUAAUACCACAGAUGGUACAACAGCUCAUAACUUGGCAGAUGGGAUGGAUCCUACAGGAGGAGGGAAUAUUCAUGUAAUCAGUAGAGAUCAGUCAACACCAAUUAUUGAAGUGGAAGGACCCCUACUUACAGAUACACAUGUCACAUUUAAGCUGACAAUGCCCAGUCCGAUGCCAGAGUACCUUAAUGUACACUACAUCUGUGAGUCAGCAUCACGACUCCUUUUCCUCUCUAUGCACUGGGCUAGGUCCAUACCUGCAUUUCAAGCUCUUGGGCAAGACUGUAACACAAGCCUUGUGCGUGCCUGCUGGAAUGAGCUGUUCACCUUAGGCCUGGCACAGUGUGCACAGGUGAUGAGUCUGUCUACUAUCCUGGGAGCUAUUGUCAACCAUCUCCAGAACAGCAUACAAGAAGAUAAACUUUCUGGAGACAGAAUAAAGCAAGUCAUGGAACACAUCUGGAAACUUCAGGAGUUCUGUAACAGCAUGGCCAAGCUUGAUAUUGAUGGAUAUGAAUAUGCAUACCUUAAAGCUAUAGUCCUUUUUAGCCCUGAUCACCCUGGUCUGACCAGUUCAACCCAAAUAGAAAAAUUCCAGGAGAAGGCACAGAUGGAAUUGCAGGACUAUGUACAAAAAACCUAUCCAGAAGAUACUUAUAGGCUAGCCCGGAUCCUAGUUCGCCUGCCAGCACUUAGGCUGAUGAGCUCUAGCAUCACCGAGGAACUGUUUUUCACGGGUCUUAUUGGAAAUGUUCCCAUUGACAGCAUAAUCCCCUACAUUCUCAAAAUGGAAACAGCAGAAUAUAAUGGUCAAAUAACUGGCACGUCUGCAUAGUGGGAACAAUGCAAUUUGAGGGAUUGAAGUAAUUUUCACAAAAACCAUAUAAUUACGAAGUUAAAAGAGUUGUGUUUCGGUAUGUGCAGAUAAUUCCAACUUGUUAUCGGUUUCCUGACAGAUUUCUCCUUGUCUUUUUCUGAUGUUGACAAAAUUUAAAGCAGCUAUUAAAAGACCUGCUAUAGGACUUUUUCUGCCACAAGGAAUAUUUUUGAUGCCUUUCAUUUAAAAGGCUAUAGAUGACUGAACAUACUUUUCACAUGCUUUGUAUUUAAAAAUUAUCAGUGGUUAAAAAGAGUUUUAUAAUAUCAGGUAGUAAUAAAAUUACUUUAAAAGUAAAAAGAACAGUAUGUAUAUAUUUAAAAAUAUCCUUGGAACUAAUGUCUAGCACAUGCCAGGGUAUAAUACUAGCACUUUGUAAUCACUUCUUGUCAGAGCAACAGCAUUAUCAACAUCCUGCUUAUGAGUAUGAAAAAUGAAAAAAACUGCAUAUGUCCUUAGUCAAAACGUUAGUAAAUGAUUUUUGUAAAAAUGUAGAAUGCUAAAGGAGACAAUCAUUUAAUCUACAAGAAGUCACUUGCUGUUACAUUAUGCAUGAAAUAUUAAUAUGGAUUCUUAAAUCAGAUAUCCACAUUAUAUGAAACUAUAUCUGUUAAAUUAGUGCAGUUGUAAUACACAGUACAGUGCAGUCAUAGUGACUAUUAUGUGCUACAGGAAUUCCCCACACUAGAGGAAAAAAGUGUUUGUCACAAUAAUGAUUAAAUAUUCAGGUUCCUCCAAGUGUCUAUUCAGACAAACACAAUCAUGACAAAUAAUAUUCUAAGAUGAAGCCUUUUGACUUUGGGGAAAAUCAGUCACUAACUGGAAGAGCAGUAAUUUUCAAAUAGAGCCGUGUGAUGCUAUUUGAGUAUGCUCUUUGUAUGCUCCAAAUUUACUCCUCCUCUCUAUACUCUGAACACCCUUAUGAUCAAGCCACAGGUACAAUUUAAGACCUGAAAUACAGAAGUAUAGAACCUCUGGCUGUAGCAAGAGUUUAUUACAAAGCUCUCUCACUGUAUUUUUCCCUCCCUCCUUCCCUCACUGAGCACUCCCAGUUUUGCAGUGUUCUCAACUUUCCUGUCACUUAGUUUGAAACCAAAAUAUAGUUAGGAUUUACUCUCACUCAUGUACAAUUGCAGUUGAUGACUGAUACACCAUGGAGAUACAAAAUGAACUACUUUUUAAUUGUCUCCAGUGAUGAGCCAUCAACAUGUUUGCUAGUAUUGGCCAUUAGCUGCUACCAUAGGUUUUGUUUUAGUAUAACUUAUUAUUAUGGCUGUUAAGUGUUUUAAAAUCAAAGAAUUUUUUUUUAAGUCAUAGCAAUUAAUACCUUCAUCUGUUCCUGGCUCAUUAGAUGCAUUAAUUAUUUUAAUUAUUUGUGUGUUAGAGGCAUUCCUACUUUUGUAGUUUUAUGUGACAAAAAUCUAAUGAGAAGUUCAGCACUUUGGUUUUUCUUCUGUUACUGAUAUUUAUUUAGAAACACCUACUAGGUUGGUGUUUGUGACUUUUCAAAGUCUGAUUUGUAGCCAAAAGACCUUAAGGAGCUCUAGAUGAGGCUUCUAAAGUAACAAAAAGACCUUGUAUAUGUCAUGCUUGUUAGGAGGCUGACAUUUGUAGAACUUACUGUGACACAAAAGACUAUUUAAUUUUAGCUUCUGGAUGCAUUAAAAGUCUUCUACGGUUACCAUUUUUAGCACAUUCAGAAUCUUUUUUUCUCAGAAGGAUAUUACAGAGUCCAGUAUACAUGCAGAGAUUUGUAAUAUUGCACUUUUAUCUCUCUCAGCUCUUGCUAUAGCAAAUGAAAUUGUCAUAUUGCUCAUGUUAUGGGAAGUCUGCUCUCUACAUGUGAAGUCAGCUGGACUUCAGAUUUUAAUGCCAACCAUUUGAUUGUAGUGUAACUGCUGUGGGUUUGUAUCAGCACUUCUGCUACACAGUCCCUAUGUUAAGGGUAUGCAACCUAAAAAUUAAUGGUGAUAUUAACAUCAGAAACAGUAGCUACCUUGGAAAGAGUUGUGGCUGCUUUUGUGUUAAAAUUUAAAAUUUUAUUGGGUUAUGUCAUUGUUCUACAAGCAGAAUGCAUUGAACUAUUGUGAUAUUUUUUAAUUGCCAAAAGGAUUAUGGAGCUUAAUUUGCUUCCAGUAUUUCAUAAAAAUCAUUUAAGCAGAUAAGAAAGCAUUUUAAUGGCAAAUGAAAUAUUCCUUAGCACAAAAACUAGCCACUGGAAUAUUUGGUUUUAAAUCUCAAUACACACCAGCUAGCUUUUUCUUGACAAACAUUUCAACUUCCAAUUUUUCGAGUAAAAGGGCCCAAUUUUCUGUGUGAAAAUUUGUUUGUAAUUUUUAUUACUUGUGAUCGUAACAGUUCAGGAAAGAAGAUAAAGGCAUUAUAGUUUUUUGGGAACAAAGGGAUCACAUGAAAUGAAAUGUAAAAUGUAUGCCUUGCAUUGCAUUUGUAAAUUAAAAUGAUAAAUAUCAUGCAGCUCUGUUUACAAAUAAACUACACUCCCCACAAAUGCAAGGCCACAUAAUGAUAUCCUUGAUCAAACCCUGGUAGUUACUUCCUCUGCAAAUAGUUAUUAAAUAGCUUAUUAGGGAUAAAAUAUUCAUUUGUGUAAAUUGUGUUACAACCAUGCAAUCCAUAGGUAGGUUUUAUUUCUUGUGCAUGUACUUAAAAGAUGAAAUUAAGCAGUUCCAUCCUUAAGAUUUGGAUAUUACCACCUAAAAGCUAUAAAGUCUCUCUUUGUGUAGCAUCAUUAGCAUGAUUUGCUGGCUUGCAGAGGUCAGAACCAAGCUACUUAGUCCUGAUACCAUUAACAAAAAGUAGUCUUUCUAACUAUACACUAUUCCAAGACUAACAUUUUGGAUUGUAGAAAUUUGAACAUAUAUGGGUGCCUGGGCUAUUUCCUCCCCAGGGACAGGACUUUGUGCUUCCCCUCUUUGAACUUCAUGAGGUUCCUGUUGGCCCGUUUCUCCAGCCUGUCAAGAUCCCUCUCGUGGCAGUAGGACCUUGUGAUGCACACAGUACAGCUGCAGAAUCAGGCAAGUUUUGCACCAUCUCUGCAGAAAAUACUACAACACUGACAUAGUUCUUGGAAUUCCUGAGGUUUGUUCCAUCCCUCCUGCAGAUGGAAGAUAGCAACAGGCUAAUCUUAAUCUAAAUCUUAGCCUUAUUGUUAAAUUAGUUUGGGGUUUUUUCUCCAUUGAAAGUGCAAACUUUUCCUUAUGAAUAUUGGACAGGAGAGCUUUUUAUUAUUGUAAUAAUUAUUGAAGAACUAUUUCUUGAGUAUUAAAUACAGAAAUGGCUUGUUUUCAUAAAGGUGAAAUUUAAACGCCAAACUUGUGUUCACAGAACUUGGAGUCAAAGUAUCACAGUCACAAACCAAUUCUAAGAAAAGUUCAUCUCACUGAAGCUCUAGUUAGUGCAAUUCAGAAUUCUCUUCAGAAUUUUUGAGGUCCUUUUCCUGCUGCUCUUGAAAUGAAAAUAUUUUAACUUGGCAGAAAUACAGUAAUAAAUUACCUGAUUAGAUUUAUCUGAACCUGACCAAAUGUGUAUACUAGUCAUAAUUCAUUCAGACAAAUGUUAGAAUUCUGUGCUGAGACUGAUGGGGCGUGAUAAUGAGGCAAUGCAGGGAAUGAGAAUGAGGCAAUAAUGUCCAUUGCCCAUGUGCUUCAUUGUUUUCCAACUCUUGCGAAGGAACUAGAUUUGAAUCUUGUAGAUAAAAAGCAUUUGGGAUUAGCUUUGUCAUAAUGAUUUUAAUGGCAUUUGUGACAAAUGGAGGAAGGUAUACUACUUUUCUUCCCUUUAUUUACUUACAUUGGACUAAGACCACGUACAAAAGUAAUCUUUCUCUGCCUAUUUACAUUGUUUAUAAAUUAGCUGCAAUGCUUUUGGUAUCUGUGGAGUUACUCUGGCAUGAAACUGGUAGAAGAGGAAAAAAAUUACCUCCAAGGAGAGAUCCUUCUAAGAAGUCAUACCAGGCUUUCUUUUAGCUGCCUUAAAAUGUUAGAUUAUUACGAAGGCUUAAUUUUCAGAGCACUCGGGGGCAAGAAACUAUUGUUGCUCUCCACUGAUUACUUGGUGUCAUUUACCAAGUCUCCUUUUACCAUCUUCUGAAGCCCUUGGCCCCCCAGGCAGCCUCAAUGCCUCUGGUGAGGAGCUCUGGCUCCAGGUCUGCAUGGAGAAUCCAGCUGGCUCUGCACUGCCAUUACAGCUCCCUUUGGCAAAGGGCACAUUCUGAGGCUGUGAUAGAGAAACCAAGUCAGGGCUGACGCUUCCAGGGGAAAUCAGUUUCCUGACUCUUGUUUCUCCUUUGACAGAGACUGUAAAACACUUGCGUGGUUUUUUUGUUGUUGUUGUGUAUAGUACACAGGACUCACAGGUUCCUGAAUCAUUUCAUUCAGGAUACUGCAGGUGUCAGUAGAUUUUCCUGCCUAUUAAAGUUCAGACAGUAGUUAGGAUUCUUCCCUGAUUACCUGCUGUUUAAUUAGUAAAAGGCAAUUUUUAAAAAAAAGCACCAAACAGCAUGACUAGCAAAGGGCAUCACGAAUACAGUUUAACCAGGAAGACAAGACUGGAAAUUAAUGGGCUGAGGAUACUGUCCAAGCAGUGACAAAGCAGCUUCCUGCACUCAGCACCAGUCAGGGCCCUGUUCGAAUUGGGUGGAGUGAGCAGUAGAACUGGCAGGUCAGUCAGACACACAGGUGUACCAACACACAUCUACUGGAUGAUAACCAUCCUGAAAAGAACAAAAAUCUGAUUUUCUAUUUGAGAUCACUCUCCUCCUCUCCAGUUACACUUAAUAGUGCAAAACCAGGGGAGGCUGGGGGUUUUUCACUUACUCUUGUCUGUAAGAGGAAAAGCAGAAAUGCUGGCAAGCACAGUCAGCUUCCCACCUGUCCCAGGGUUUGCCACACUGGCCAUACAGCAACGGAACAGCUUUAGCAGUCGUUUGCUCUGGUGAUAAGCAUGGGCCAGCUGUGAUAGCAGCACACAACAGCUGCAGUCCUAACACCUCCAAACAUCCAGGAGGGGUCAGCCAAAUGAGGCCAUGGUCACCCUAGAGAGGAGAGUGAAGGGCAGAGAAAGGACAAAUUGCCAGCAUCUAGUAGAUACUGAAUGACAGAAAAUUAGUUUAGAAAACAGCUUUAUAUGAAAAUUUACCAAGAGGGCAUGGCAAAGGAGAGACAAUGAAAACAUUUACUUUUUGCACCUUUUUAUUCUAAAGUUGCUGAGUCAUUUUGACAGUAAAUACUCCUGAAUUAAGUUCAGGCUUAUUGUUUGAUGCCACUAACCCUUCUUGUUAGAUAAUGCUACAGCCCUACUUCAGCUGCAGUCAGUCUUAUCAACAUAUGGGAAAUUAUUUGUGCAAAAAAAUUAUAACAUUAUUUAUACUGGGGUUACAAGUUAAAGUUAAAUUCUUUGUAAAGUGUAGAUUCCCCAAGUCUGAAUAUAUUAGACUUGGGAAACGUCAUAGCCCAGAAUUACCUUAUUACUCAGCUUUUUAUUGUGAAGUCAUGCUAAGUUCAUCACAGGUAAUACUGUUGUAAUGUUCCAUAAUUCCCAAAACCUGUUCAAUCCUCUUGAGUUACAUGAAUGCUUUGAAAAUGGCUUAAAUUCAUGCCUGUCUUCUUUCUUUUUAAAGGGUUUGAUAGAGUUGUACACGUCUAUGUUGUGCCUCCCACCGUUGUGCAUUUCUGCAUGUUCAUUUCUAAAACUCACUCGAGCAGCUGAUGCAUAUGUACAUAGCUGUAUGUAUGUGUGUAUGAAUGUAUAUGUUUAUACCUCUCUGUCUAAAUAUAUUCUGUACAGUGUAUAGAAAAUGUGUAGUGUAUGUAUAUAUGUACAGAUAUGGAGCCAUUACUCAUCAAUUCUAUCUGCUAAAGUUUUUUAUUCAUUUCCUAAUCCAGAGCUUCCUAAUUUGGUGAAUCCUCACAAAUUUCAGAGCUUUGCACCUAUUUUCUAAACCAACCCAAAUUCACUAUUUUCUGUUCAGAACUGUCAAAUAUAUUCCAUGAAUUUUCUGGCUUUUACAAUAUUCUCUUUACCUUUUCUCAUUUGGCCUGUAGAAGUCUGCCAGUCAAUAGUUAAUUGAGCAUAUAAUGAAUAAAUAACUAUAGUCAUAGAAAAUACUUCUCUGCUCAUUAUAUACUCAUUCUCUUCCAGCCUCCUGAGAUACAUUUGUAAAGUCGUAUUUUUUGCGAAGCUUGGUAAGAGACUGAUUUUUUGGUUUUAAGUCUUCAUCAGUGGCAAACUGAAAAUAAACCACGUUGCCACUUAUCACUGAACUGCAGCACACAGAACAUUGGUAGGAGGUAAUGGAUGCUGCUUAAUAAAUCAAUAUUCAUAUUGUCAUAGUGAUCACAUGAAACCAACCUGUAAGUUAGAGACUGUGUGCUCUGUUCAGUGAAACAGCAGCUGUGGUACAACAGUAAUUAAAUAGUAGGGACAUUGCAGGUAGUUUAUUUCUUAGCAAGCAUCAAGACUUCUUCAAGAUUUUCACAAUGCAUUUCAGUUGUAUAUUCACUUUCUGAAGCUGUUCUCUUUAUUUUCCAGCCUAAACUGAACACAGCUGGUUGCUUGAUUUAGUUGUCAGACUACUGUCUCUUUCCACAUUCUGUCCUUUCCUGGGUCUGGAAUCUGUGCAGCUUCUGCACUGCCUAUGACAGUCCCACUGUCCAUGUGGGACCUGGGCACACAGUUGUGAAAUGAGAUGUGGAGUUAAGACAAUUUCUUAUUCAUAAUGAGGACUCAAACAUUUACAUUAUCAAAGUAUAAAUAGGUCUUGUUCUUUUUCCCUUUUGAUGAAGAUAAAAAGGAAGCCUUCCAUAAAGUAAAUCUGUUAACUGUGGGUUUUUAAAAAAGCAUUUCACAGACCAUGCAGGGCAGUAGUUCAGUGAGUCUUGUUUCUGUCAUUAAAAGGGGGAAGCAUAAUUUUCUGGGCAUUUAUUUCCACCUUUUGUACUCAACAUGGCAAAGACUUGUGUAUAUUUAAUCAGAUAAUAAGACAGCAAUCAAAUUAAUGUGAACUUCAUGCAUGCUUAAAGUGAACCACAAGUCUGAGGAAAGUUUGGAAAGUUUGCUAUGGAAAAUGCUGAGAAUGUUCUCUUUCCUGGUAUAUUGGUUAGUGAGCAUUUGUAAGCUUUUAUUUCAAAAAUAGGAAUAAACCUGUAGUAUUUCAAACCUUACUUCUGCGAUUUUCAGCAGGAAAAAUAUUUCAAUUAAUGUCAGGAAGUCCUGUGACAGAUGGUCCUUCAUUGGUGCCUGGACAAUUAGUGCUGUUUGAAUGCUUGUUUUCCUCUUUAAAGGUGAAUAGAAACCUGAAAGUCUGUUAAAGUCAUUGUACUGCAGGAACAGUUUUAAAGUUUAGGAAGCCAAUUGGGGCAUUAAUCAAGAUUGAAUCUGUUUAAAAAUUCAACUAUGUAUUCAGAAAAAAAAAAAAGCAAACAAAGUUCUUUUAUAUCCACAUUUGAAUUGUUUGUAUUCUGAAGGACAAAAUAUUUGCUCAAAUUUAGUGGCAAUAAAGGCUCUGCGAUAAUACAACACAGGUCCAUUUUAUGGUAUUUUCAUGAUUGUGGAUUAAAGUAGGACUAGAUAAAUUUCAAACAAAAAGCAUAGUCUUUAAGAAGAAAACAUUUCACUUACAGACUGUAUAUGUUAAAUUUUUCAUAUAUGUAAUCAAUAUCAUAUGUUGGAAUAUUUUUAAUAAUUAAUCUGUACUCUUAAAUACACUGGAAGCCAGUGUUCAUAGUUUCCUAACUGAAAACUGCACGUUGUUUUAUCUGUAUUGGCCUACUAGGGAGUGCUGAGCUAAAAGAACAAAUUUUUAUAAAAGGAAGCAUCUACUUUCAAUUCCUUGGGAUAUUUUCUGGAAGCCUCUGUUCAUUAUAAUUUAGAAAACUAUUGUUUAUGUUUGUUUUAAAAACUUUGCAAAAGUUGUUAAUUUCCCACAGCUUCUUUUGUGAAAUCAGUAUUGUUGUGUGUGAUAGCAUUUAAAAAUAAUAGCAUGUUCUUUUUUUAAACUAAAUUUUAUAUCCAAUGUCUUCAGUCACAAAGAGGAAUUUGCAUUGUUGUGUUUGUAUAUAGAGUAUUGCAGUGCAUGAUUUAGCUCAUGCAUUUUAUUAAAUGCUGUUGUAUCAUUAUAUUGUUGUGGUUAAUACUAGUAGCUAAAUGAGGUUUCUACCAUUAAAGUGAAUUACAAAUA